Lolium rigidum is the source of this 1474-nucleotide messenger RNA. Its product is annotated as E3 ubiquitin-protein ligase PRT1-like. NCBI's taxonomy places the organism in Eukaryota, Viridiplantae, Streptophyta, Magnoliopsida, Poales, Poaceae. Bases 111 to 1316 code for a protein of 401 amino acids. The transcript is spliced from 8 exons. Gene Ontology annotation, biological process: proteasome-mediated ubiquitin-dependent protein catabolic process. The record is from RefSeq and is a predicted model, not a curated record. Gene Ontology annotation, molecular function: ubiquitin protein ligase activity; zinc ion binding.
UGGCCCCCGUCCUCUCGCGCACUCGCAUAGUCGCAUCUGGUGACCCGGAACCUUGUGGCAGAAUCCCCCAUCCGCCGUCCGCCGUCCGCCGAGGGAGCCAAUCGAGGAAGAUGGCCUCCGAGGACCGCAGCGGGAGCCACGCGCCGGAGAUUAAGGAGGAGGCCGCCGCCGCCUCCGCCGGAGCUGGCUUCGGCGAUCUGGAGGACCCGCGGUUCCAGUGCUGCGUAUGCCUGGAGCUUCUCUACAAACCAAUUGUUAUUGCAUGUGGUCAUAUGUCAUGUUUCUGGUGCGUCCACCAUGCGAUGCAUAACGCCCAGGAAUCCCAUUGUGCGAUAUGCAGGCGGCCUUAUAAUCAUUUUCCUAGUAUCUGCCCGCUCCUCCAUCACUUGCUUGUAAAGCUUGAACCUGUCGAAUACAAGAAAAGGGAAAAAGAAGUACUAGAGCUAGAGAAGUUCAUGGAUGCAUACUCUCCACAAAAUAUUGAGUUUUUAAACUCCAAGGGCAAUAAUUAUGAAAAUGGAAAAGAUGGGGACAACAAGCUUGAAGAUGGCAAGACUGGAUUCCCAGGUGAAGUUUCAGUUGAUGACAAUACAAUGAACGAGUGUUCAAAGAAAGUAAAGUUAGAGGAUGUGUCAUGUCCUCUCUGUAAGGAUCUGCUAUAUCAACCUGCUGUUCUUAACUGCGGUCAUGUGUAUUGCAUGUCUUGUUUGCCUUCGUUAGGUGAUGAAGCAUUGAAAUGUCAAGUUUGUGGAGGUCUUCAUCCCGGAAGUUAUCCUAAUGUUUGUUUAGAUCUUGACCACUUUCUGGAAGAAUAUUUUCCAGCAGAACACGAAUCAAGACGCAAGAAACUUCUGUCUGAGAGCACUCAAUGCAACCCUGAAGGAUCAUCUUCAGGUACUUCAUGCAGCAAAGAUGAAAUGGAUAAAGUAUCAAAAGGGGUAACCUAUGGACAGAAGAAUCUAGACUUAUCAAAUGUUCACGCUGGAGUUGGAUGCGACUCAUGUGGGGUCUAUCCGAUCCGAGGGGAGCGAUACAAGUGCAAGGAUUGCACGGAAGCAAUCGGGUUUGACCUGUGCGGGGAGUGCUACAACACCAGGUCGAAACUCCCAGGCCGGUUUAACCAGCAGCAUACCUCUGACCACAGGAUGGAACUGGAUAACUCGUCGCUCUACGAUGCGUUCCUGAGAUUCCAAGGGAUACCUGGGGAAGGUCUACAUCAGCUGAUUGUAGAAGAGGCGUUUAUUGGUCCUGGCGGUAUGUUGCAUAUAAUAGGUGAUGACCAUGAAAUGGAGUACAGCGAUGAGGAGGAGGAAUGAGGACUGCUGGUUGUAGAAAAAUAGAUUUUUGUUUAAUAGCAAAGCUGAUUCUGGGAGCGAAUACAUGGAUGUUAUAAUAUUGUAAUGUGAAUACUUUUGGGUCCAAGGUCAUUGUCUUGUUUGUGCUUUUGUAAAUAUAGAUCUAUGUUUUGGUCUUC